GGCGAGGAGGGCCCCCGGGUGGACGCGCGCGUGCUGGCCUGGGGAGUCGCGAGUGGGUGAAGGAACUGAGGUCCAGAAGUGAAGUUAUAAGCCUCAAAUCAUCCAACCAGAAAUUGAACACAGGUGUCCUGGCUCCAAAUUCCAAUUCUAUUACUUAUUCCUGUUUGACUUUGGAUUGGCUCUCAGGCCCCCACAGAGCUGCUGGUCAGGAUGGAUGAAGACCUCCUGCCCAAUUCACAUGUGCUCAUCAGUGGCAGUAAAUCAAUUCUGAAAUCAGAACUCUUAUCUCUGCUCAAAACAUACAAUUGUUAUCAUGAAGGAAGAAGCUUCCAGCUGAGACAUCGAGAGGAAGAAGGCGAGCUGAUCAUCGAAGGGCUUCUCAACAUAUCCUGGGGACUGAGGCGACCCAUCCGGCUCCAGAUGCAGGAUGAUAAUGAGAGAAUCCACCUCUCUUCAGCUCCGUGGAAGAAAGACCUGCCUACUAUAAGCCAAAAGGGACUUCCCCAGGGUGCCAGAGAGACCAUUGAACAGUCAAGUCCUCAUGCUGUGGUGAACUCAGAAAGCUCUGGCGCUGACUCAACAGAUUCUAUAAAUGGUGAAGAGGAGACACCACAGCUCAUGCGAACAAAAAGUGAUGCAAGUUGCAUGAUUCAGCGGAGAUCAAAAUGUCGUACACCGGGAGAAGCUCAGAAGAUAAAGCGGCAUAGAUUCUCAAUCAAUGGGCAUUUCUAUAACCACAAGACCUCAGUGUUUACUCCUGCCUAUGGCUCCGUGACCAAUGUGAGAGUCAACAGCACCAUGACAACUGUCCAAGUGCUGACCCUGCUUCUGAACAAGUUUAGGGUUGAAAAUGGCCCCAGCGAGUUUGCACUCUAUGUCGUUCAUGAAUCAGGGGAACGCACAAAAUUAAAAGACUGUGAAUAUCCACUGAUCUCAAGAAUCCUACACGGGCCAUGUGAGAAAAUUGCCAAAAUAUUUCUGAUGGAAACGGACUUGGGAGAAGAAGUUCCUUAUGAUGUCGCUCAGUACAUUAAGUUUGAAAUGCCGGUGCUGGACAGUUUUGUUGAAAAAUUAAAAGAAGAGGAGGAAAGAGAAAUAAUCAAACUGACUCUGAAGUUCCACACUCUCCGCCUGAUGAUGUUGCAGCGCCUGGAGCAGCUGACAGAGCCAGAAGAGCUGGCUUAGCAUCUGGUUUCCAGGAUGACCAGAGAUAGCAAUGUCGGGAUGUGGAAAAGACUACAGGAUGCAACCACCUGAAGCCAAUCAGCUGUGAUCUUUGAUAUUCAUCCUCUAAUUGCCACUUAAACCAAUCCCCCAGAACAACUGGGGGAUGGACACACUAUUUAUCUGUAUGGCACUAACACCUUGUCUCUUGCUAUUAAUCACAUUGCUCCACAUCUGGAGUUGUUCACUCAUCACUGUGGGGACCAGACCAGACCUUAGGGGAAAGGGAACUUUGAUAUAAGGUACCUACAGCUGACCUCUUGCUUUUGCAAGAGGAUUCCUCAGAGCUUGGCACAACCCUCCUGAUUGCUUGGUAAUGGGGAUUAGUAGUAGGCCACGUGGUAUGUGUGGGGAGGAGUGAUAGGAACCACUGGUUGCCAUCCCUGCUGCCCUUGGGGUGGCAGGUGCCUGAGUAGCGGGUGUGUCAGGACAGCCCAUCUGUUCUUUGCCUUGGGUAAUGUCUCUGAAUAACCUAUGCCCACUGGUCCUUUUGUCACCACGAAGGGGUGGUGUGUACAUCACAUAAUUUGUGUUCUCUCCUUUUGCCUCUGGACUAUGAAUUCACCAUAACUCACACAAUGUGGGUGUGCUGCCAUGCUAGAAAACACCGGUCUACUGAUGGUCAACAGAGUCGACUUUGAAAUACAGGUAUUUGUAACAAUGCCUACUUCAAUAUGGUUUGGCCUUGAAUAUUAGGCUGUCAUGAAUCUCUUCAGUACAAACCUGAAAGCCAAAGUCACUUACAUUUUUCCCCUGUCCCCCUCCAAAAGUCAGUCGUACAAAUGUUUCAGUCCUGGUUCUUUACGAAAGCAAUGAGAUUUGUGGAACUUGUAUCAGGUAACUCAUUAUGGGAACACUUCCAGUUUGUUUUGGUCACUUUUGAAAGGGUGUUACCACUCUAUUAGCAUGGGUAUAGGUCCAAGGGAAGGACUAGUUUUCACAAUGUGCCCAGAUAACCAUAAGACAAAAUAUUAAAUGAGAAGGGUAUCAGAGAGGGGCAAAACAAAGUGCUUUAUGUGGCCCAAGUGGAAGAAGGUGAUGCCCAGGGGCAUGUAACUACUAUUUCUACCUCUGAAACAGUGAGUAUAAUGCUUAUUAAUUCCUUCAAAGUGACACUGAAGUCAUGAAUGCUUGCAUUGGGAGGAAAGGGCUUCAAGUUCCCAAGAAAUGCGAUACUGAAGAAAUCUUGUAUUUUUCUGCUAAGGAAAAAUUCCGGGAAUGAAGUGGCCUUUGCAAAAAUAUGCAUUCACAGGGAACAGCCACUGGAAAUGCUUGGUCAAAACAGAACCAAACCUCUUGCCUAGAUUCACUUUUGGGACCACAGUUUCAUGACCUAGCUCCCCAGCCAUCUUCUAACCCUUUCCCCUAAUAAGUUGAUAACAACUUUGGAGCAAAUGGAUUUCUGAGAGCUCCAAAGUCAACAAGCAUUUAUUAAGCACUUAAUGAUCAUAAUUGUCUUCUUUGCACAUAAAAGUUGCAUCCCUGGGAGCAUGAGCCAAGAUCAGCUGAAACUCACUUGUCCUGCCCAUGCCCUCAAGGGAUUUAGGAGAAAUCUGUGUGCGCUUUUUUUUUUUCCCUAAACCAGAUCUGUGAUUUCAUCACUGUAGUAAAUUCCCUCUUCUAAGGCAGCUAAGUACCUGCUCUGAAGGUUAUAAUCUAACGGAAUUAGUUGCCUGUGUCACUGAGACAUUAAAUUACUUGUCUCGGCUCCCAUAGACAAUACAUGUUGGUGUCAGGACUUGAACUCAGCUCUUCUUCACCGUGGGGCCAGCUCACCAUCUAUAAUGUCUGGUUGUCUCUCUGUGUACACUUGUGACACAACAAUUCCUGUGUCUGUGUCCCUGGGCCUGAUAUGGAUCACUUCUGGUUGUGUUGAACCAGUAAAAAUUGAGAAUAUUUAUUUCAAGAUUUUCCUGAAACCUGUUCUGAUCUCACUCUGUGCAAGCUGUGAAUGAGAUCUAGUCAUUGUCCUAUAAAAGUUUUUAUUAACAGAGACUCAAGAAGCUCCUCUCUCAGUGAAGGUGGAGGAAUAAUAGCUAAGAGAGCGUGCUCUUUAAAAUUGUUUGCUUGUGCACAUUGCCUGCUUCCUCGGACCUUUGGGUCUUGUCCCCUCACUAUGGGUGUUGAAUGAUGUUUGGCAGUUAAGUCCACUUCUGCUCCCUAUUAAAGACAAAAUAUAAUCUCUUUGAAUUCCCCAGUACAUUUCCAUCAGCUGGACUGAAUCUAUAGGCCUUAUUUAAGAGACAUUGGAGAGGAGAUAUUUGGAAUUAACCAUGGUUUGUAGAGUAAGUGCCCUGUAAGAUUCUAAGCAUUGGAAACCUAUUGCAAAGACCAACCUUUGGGUUUGGGGGCUUCCUCUAAUUGCGCUUAUUUUUUCCUCUCUUUUUUCCCUACUGUAUACAAUCCAUUUGUUCAAAAUUUUAGAAAAAUUAGCCAAGAGAAGACAAAUAGAAAGCUGCUUUCUUCCUCUAUAAGUUUGAGUAUUUGAAGAUAGCUGUUUACUACACACAUACAAAUAAAGCUUCAAUAUUUUUCUAAAACA
Molecule: messenger RNA, 3766 nt
Organism: Vombatus ursinus (common wombat)
Lineage: Eukaryota; Metazoa; Chordata; Mammalia; Diprotodontia; Vombatidae
Gene: RASSF4
Product: Ras association domain family member 4
Exons: 12
Coding region: 211-1185 (324 amino acids)
Biological process (GO): signal transduction
Source: RefSeq, a predicted model, not a curated record